AUGUCAAUAAGGAGAAAACUUACAAAGAGCUCUGAUUUUGAUUUUCCUCAAGCUUCUGGCUCAGUAACACCUGUAAAAAACCCAUCAUUUUCACAAAACUUCUCAAUUGCAGCAGGCAAGAAGCAAGCAAGCUUAACUAAGCUGCCAACUAUGAAAAAUCUGCAAAAAAAGUUAUCACUGAAAGUGCUUGCUCCUAAACCCAAAGCAUUCUUUAAUGAUAACUCUGAGUCAGACCAGAACAGCUGAUUUAAAGAAUUUUCUCUAAUUGAUGACAAAGUUAGAAACUUUUGCAGCUCUGAAAGCAGUAAGCUUGUCAACAACAAAAUCAGGUUCCAAAUAGACAUUUUAGAAGAAAUGAUUAAAUUGCCUUCUGGGAUCUCUGAUUUUCUCAAAUUUAUUCAAUUAACUUUAAGAGACAUACUUACAGAGCUAGAAUCAAAUAAAUGGAGAAAAAAAUAUGAAGAUAAAUCAAAGAAAGUCACUGCGCUCAUCUCUGAAAAAAUGAUUUUAAAUGAGAAGAUAGAACAUUUGCUGAGUCAAAACGCAGAGCUAAAGAAUAGGCUUGAUGAGCUUAGGCUAAAAAAUAUAAAAACAAUUGAAGCCUUUGGAAAAUGCAAAGAAAGUUCUCACUCCCCCCCGCCAUCCUUGAUCGAACGAUUGACUUUAAAAAUUCCUAAAAAUUAGGAAAUCAACCCCCAUCCUUGAUCGAACAAUUUUCAUAUCAUGCAAAUUUAUAUAUAUAUAUAAAAAUAUAUUAGUUAUCAAAAGCUUGGGAAGAUGCACCUAAUGAAGUUGUUUUCAGAGCUUUGAGACGACAGAAAGCUACGGAAUCAACCAUCCGAAGUGAUUUAGUUAUCAACCUAGGCUAAAAACUCAAUAAUCUAAAAUAGAGAUUCUUUAAAAUUUAAAAAAAAAAAUUAAUUCAAUAAGGAACAAAUUAAAAUUUAUACAGUUUAAAAAGGUAACUAAUAAAUUAAAAUAUUAAAAAUUGAUAUUUUAUGAAAUUAAUUCAAUUUUUUGCUGUAAAAAUAACUAUUAAAUACUCUUAACCCUCUUAUUUAAAAGUAAAUAAAAAAAAUAUAUAUAUAUAUAUAUUUUAUUUUAUAUAUAUAUUUUUUUUUAAACCCCCAUCCUUGAUCGAACGAUGGCGAGUCGUUCGAUCAAGGAUGGGGGGAGUCAGUAUAAACUGUACAAAGAUGUGAAUGAAAAAAACCAGUUAAUAAAAGAAAUAAAAUGUGACAUAAAUCUUUAUAGGUCGCGCGAAACAAAAAUUAUAAUGAUGCUUCAAGAGUUGAGAGCUCGCGGAUAUGGAAUUGAAAAUAUAAUAAAAAGAUACAAUAUUUUUGGUGAAGAAUGCCCAAUUACAGUAAAUCAUUCAAUAAAUGAUAGUAACAUAUCAUAUUCUUCAGCAACUAUGGAUUAUUUUCAAGAAUCUCCAAUAUAG
Messenger RNA from Blepharisma stoltei, 1444 nucleotides. Lineage: Eukaryota; Ciliophora; Heterotrichea; Heterotrichida; Blepharismidae. The record is from the annotation of a GenBank genome assembly.